Micropterus salmoides (largemouth bass) is the source of this 1666-nucleotide messenger RNA. RefSeq names its product peptidylprolyl isomerase D (gene ppid). The transcript has 10 exons. NCBI's taxonomy places the organism in Eukaryota, Metazoa, Chordata, Actinopteri, Centrarchiformes, Centrarchidae. Bases 84 to 1196 code for a protein of 370 amino acids. The record is from RefSeq and is a predicted model, not a curated record. Gene Ontology annotation, molecular function: protein binding; peptidyl-prolyl cis-trans isomerase activity. Gene Ontology annotation, biological process: protein folding; protein peptidyl-prolyl isomerization.
GCGGCCCUGCUCUGCUCCAGUACGCCGGCCGGGUUUAGCAAGGUUAGCUGAAACAAGUGUCUUAAAUCGCCUUGUUCCUUAAAAUGUCUCACCCAACACCGUCUGUCACGCCUUCAAACCCCGAAAACCCCCGUGUCUUCUUCGAUGUGGACAUUGGUGGAGAAAGAGCUGGCCGAAUAGUUCUGGAGCUGUUUGCUGAUAUCACCCCUAAAACUGCUGAAAACUUCCGGGCACUCUGCACUGGAGAAAAAGGCACUGGCAAAUCGACCGGGAAACCGCUGCACUUCAAAGGAUGCCCGUUCCACAGAAUCAUCAAGAAGUUCAUGAUCCAAGGAGGUGACUUCUCCAACCAUAAUGGCACUGGGGGUGAGAGCAUCUAUGGGGAGAAGUUUGAGGAUGAAAACUUCCACUACCAGCAUGACAAACCAGGUCUGCUCAGCAUGGCAAACGCUGGGCCAAACACCAACGGCUCGCAGUUCUUCAUUACUACUGUCCCCACACCACACUUAGAUGGCAAGCAUGUCGUCUUUGGACAAUUGUUAAAAGGGAUGGGAGUCGUUAAAAUGCUGGAGUCUGUUGACACUAAUGACGACGCCCCUGUAAAGCCAUGUGUCAUAGCAGACUGUGGUGAGCACAAGGAUGGAGACAGCUGGGGCGUUGCACCAACCGAUGGAUCAGGGGACACCCACCCAGACUUCCCUGAGGACUCUGACAUCGACUUUAAGGAUGCUGACAAAGUUCUCUCUGUUGCUGAGGACGUGAAGAAUAUUGGAAACAGUCUUUUUAAGAAUCAAGACUGGAAAGCUGCAGUCAACAAAUAUAGCAAAGCCCUCAGGUAUUUGGAGGUGAGUAGAGAGCACCUGGAGGAGGAGGUGCAGCAGAAGCUGGAGCCCACAGCCCUCAGCUGCUUCCUAAACACAGCAGCAUGUCAGCUGAAGAUGCAGCUGUGGCAGGAUGCUCUAGACAGCUGCAAUGAGGCUGUAGAGCUGAACGAAGCGAACACUAAGGCACUUUUCCGGAGGGCCCAGGCAUGGCAGGGGUUAAAGGAAUACAGCAAAGCCAUGAUUGAUCUGAAGAAAGCUCAGGAAAUAACUCCAGAAGAUAAAGCUAUCAGCAACGAGAUGAAGAGAGUCCAGCUUAAAAUCCAGGAGGAGAAGGAGAAAGAGAAGAAAAUCUAUGCCAAAAUGUUUGCAUAAACAUUUCACCAAAUGAUGCAAUGAAUUCUUUAACAUAAUCAUAAGUCCUCUCUAUAUGGUAAGCUGCACUUAUUCAGAUAAGAAGUCUGCCACCAGGUGAAAAUGUUCAGUAUCUUUAUUUGCCGUGUCCUUUUCUGUUUUCCAGCGAGCACAUUUUCCACGGUCUGUAUUCCUACAAGGGAAAAUAACUGUUGUAAGCGUUGACCUGUCUUAAUUCUGACAAGUGACUUCACUGUACUGAAUAGUUUAAGUGUUAGUCUGAUGCAUGGCUGACUCCACUGCUGACUCCAAAGACUGGGUUAAAGCUCAACACUAGUCUUUGUUCUGGGGUUUUGAAGUAGUUCAGCAAAGUUGUGUAUGUUGUACCGUUUCAUGGUAGGGACUUUGAUGCAGUUCCCUUGGCCACAUAACAGUACAUCCAUUUGUUUUUAUUUAUGUUUUACAGAGGUCAAUAAAAAAAAGGGACAACA